Messenger RNA from Adineta ricciae, 1017 nucleotides. The record is from the annotation of a GenBank genome assembly. NCBI's taxonomy places the organism in Eukaryota, Metazoa, Rotifera, Eurotatoria, Adinetida, Adinetidae.
AUGGCAAAUUCAUCCUAUCGACUCAAUUCAUCACUAAGCGAUGCUAAUUUUAAGCUCUCUUGUGAAGCUAUACAAUCGAAACUUGUUCAUCCAGACAAGUCUCUCGUAGACCAGAUUCUUGCUAGUGAUAAUCCACAAGAACCAGAAAUCAUUCUACCCGAUGAACAAAAAUUCUACUGGUAUCUCGCCAUUGGAAGUAUGAUCAAUCCUGUCUCGUUAUAUCUACGCGAUAUAAUACCAAUGAUAUCUUAUCCAGCAACGUGCAUCGACUAUAAGUUGAUUUUUCGAGGUUCCGGAGGUAUGGCUGAUAUAGAGGCGUGUUCUGGAGCAAACUUCGAUGGAGUCGUGCAUCUGUUAUCAAGUGAUCAUAUGGCCGCUUUAGACCGUCUUGAACUUGGCUACAAUCGAAUUACGGUCAAUUGCAUUGACUAUGAAGGACGUACUCAUAUCGUGUAUGCUUAUCAAAUGAAAUCCAAUAAAAACCCGGAAAGCUUUCCGCACGAACGUUAUUUGGACAUAAUAACCAAGGGUUGUGAGUAUUAUAAAGUUAGACCUGAAUAUACCAAUCGUCUUCGCAAUGAGCAACCUGUCGUGCCACGGAAACAACCACACGAGUUUCAAUCGUUUCAAGGUUUUCCUCCUGAUGUCUACUAUUCGGAAGAAGAGCUGAAAAAACACGAUGGAAGUGAUCCGUCAGUUCCAUUGUGGAUUUCCAUCAACGGGAAGAUUCUUGAGUAUGCUGGACUUCCACCAUCAGAUCAUCCUGAUCAUGAUUCGCAUCGAUUUCUCUAUUCUUACAUCAAAGACAAUCUAAGUGGACGCGAGGUAACCGAUGCAACGGCUAAAGCACUCUAUGAACCAAUGUUCAAACUGCCGUUAACCAGUGAUGACAUAUGCGAUGAACAUCGUGCGCAGAUUGAAGAUUCAUACUAUACGAGGAUUGCUGCUGGAGAACAAAAUAACUAUUGGAAACCCGUUGGACGUCUACGCUGUACAAAGAUCGAGAGUGUUUUAUGA